This is a messenger RNA of Ascoidea rubescens DSM 1968, 620 nucleotides long. RefSeq lists its product as uncharacterized. Lineage: Eukaryota; Fungi; Ascomycota; Saccharomycetes; Ascoideales; Ascoideaceae. The coding region runs from base 162 to 479 and encodes 105 amino acids. The record is from RefSeq and is a predicted model, not a curated record. The transcript has a single exon.
UAUAAAAUCUUUCUCUAGCAGCAAUACACAUGCUUUUCUUCACCAUUUCGUCAGUUUUCUGUUCAAUCGCCCACUAAACACGUUUGAAAAUGCUUCCAAUCGGCGAGUUGAUCUUUUGUGAAUCCCACCACCUUAACGAUGAUUGAAGGAUUUGGUCUGAUAUGAUCACAUUGAUUUAUUGUUUAAUUUUAUUGUUUUACUAUUUCACUAUUUCUUUAUUUCUUUACGCUACUAUUCGUUAUCCCAAUGCAUCCAACUCUUUCGCGAUAUUGUACUAUCUCGCUUUUUGGUUCCAUCAUUCUCUUCAUGCCCACUGUUAUCCCGGUUUUUUAGUAGAAUACCUUCAUCGCAUCUCAUAUAUAUCAUUAAUACCCUUCUUUUAUACUGGUUUUCACCAAUCAUUUAUACCCUCAUCUCUCAUUCUUUUCGCUUCUCUUUCUUUCCUUCUUCUCUUCUCGUUUUUGACCUUUUUCCUUUAAAAGAAUAUUAUCGAAUCUUAAAUCCUGUAUCGAUCGACACUUUUUCAAAGACUAUCACCAUAAUUACAUGUACUGGGUUUGUCUUUUAACAAUAAACAUUUCCAAUUACUAAUAUUUUUUUUUUUGGUUCUUUUAUAUUCC